AGAAGAAGCAAAAGAUCAACAAAGAAGCAAAACACAACACUAACCUGACUGGCAUGUCAAUUUUGGACUGUGAGCUUUUUCUACUUUAAGCUGACAGAAAAGGCAGAAGUCAACCUUGUGUCUCAGAUAAAAUAUGGGCCGAUAUCUCAACUUCUGUUCAAGAUCUGUGAACUCAACUCUGAAAUCUUACUGCAAAAUCAAGUACCUAAUGAGUAUUCUGAGGAAAAUCCACUGUCGAGAACCAUUCAAGUGCUCAUUUCAACCUCUGUGUUUUUCAACUACCCCAGUCAGACAGACAUGUGGACACAAAUACCACAGUAAUACAUUCUCCAAAUAUUACCACCCAGCCUACAAAAUAAAAUAUUCAUGCAAACAUUUUUACUCUACCUCUUCUAGCAGGGAUGAAUUCAAGGUUGAGGCUCCAGUAGGAAUUUUGGAGGAAACUCGAGAAAACAGUCAACUAAGCAGACUUGGUGGCCGCCUGGGUCAAUCAUUCAAUCAGUUGUCAACACAUAUUAACAUGUAUUUCAAAAGAAAGAACACUAGUACUAUACCUCCAGAUAAAAGUGCAAAUACUCUGCAAUGUAAUACAAGUACACCAAGACCUCUUCAGACAGGACAGGAAUGCAAUUUACCUCAAAAUAAAGCCACAUUACAAACAUGCAAUGACAAUGAAACAAUUCCAUCUCCUUCACACAAAAAUUUAGGUGUACAACUUUUUCACCCCAACUAUUUGGCAACACGAUUUGGGGAAAGCUACAGUUACGUUGCCAAACACAUCAAUUUGGUUUUCACACGAGGGAAUGCUAAAGGUAAAGAACAGGAUCAUUUUGAUAUGCAUUCAAGAAGUGAGCAGGUUAACACAAGAAAGAUUAAAAAUGUCUCAUCAGAUGCCGCUCAAGGCAAUCAAAAAAGCACAAAUAUACAAAAUCCUACCUCAGACAACUGGGAAGAAGGUUAUGCGAUGUUUGCUUCACACAUUAACAGAUACUUUGGAGCUGUUAUUACUGAUAAGAAGAAAUCCAUGGAACAUACCUUGCAACAAACCUCCAAAGAGUUACCAAACAAACCAAAUCAAUUGUUUGAAUCAAAAGAUGGAAUGGAUAGCCUUUUCCACAGCAGCUACAGUGCAACACAUUUUGGCGAGAAUCAUUUGCAAAUGGCAAAUCACAUCAAUCAGUAUUUCAAAGAAGAAAGUUUAGAAGAGUAUGAUCCAAAUGAAAGAGAGGUGGAUCCAGAUUUGAUAAACUCAGGCCAAAUGAAAGCAAUUUCUUUUAUGGACUGCCUACUACAUCCUUCCAGUGCUAUCCCGGAUUUACUCAACACAUAUCUGAGACCAAAACAAAUCAACAAUGUAACUUCACCAAGGACAACAUGGAAUAAUAAGUUCCUAAACAAAAGACAAGCAGAGGAAGCUACUUAUAAUUUGAUAACCACACUGGAGCAGACCUCCUCCCCAGACGUCCUGGCGUCCUGCAUUGAAGCGCUCAGUGAACACCUCAUUCGGUACCCUUCAUGCAGGAUGGUCUUGUGGCAGAAGAAAACUGCUGUGUUACUACUACAAAAACGUCGCUCCUAUAAACAGCACGAGAGCCUCCAAAAUGCCAUCAGAGAAGUCCUUAGUCUGGUGGGAUAUGUCAAUCCAGUUAAAGGGAGAGGCAUCAGGGUGCUGUCUAUCGAUGGUGGUGGUACAAGAGGUGUAGUUCCUCUGCAAGUGUUAAAGGUUUUAGAAGCUCAAACAGGCAGGAAGAUACAUCAGUUAUUCGACUAUAUUUGUGGCGUAAGCACAGGUGCUAUCCUUGCCUUUAUGCUGGGUCUGGCCCAUUUUUCCCUCAGAGAGUGUGAGGAUAUGUAUCGACGCUUUGGAUCGGAGGUUUUCUGUCAGAAUCCGUUUGUGGGAACAGUGCAGAUGGGCUGGAGUCACUCAUAUUACAACACAGAGACCUGGGAGAACAUACUCAGAGAGAAGUUCGGGGAGAGACUGCUCAUUAAAACAGCAAGGGAUGAGUUAAGCCCAAAGGUUUCAGCUGUCAGUGCUGUUGUGAACUGGGGAACAAGUCCAAAAGCCUUUGUUUUCCGUAACUACAACCACAGUCCAGGAUCGCUGAGUCGAUACGCAGGAGGCAGUGGGUACCAGAUGUGGCAGGCGGUCAGAGCCUCGUCAGCUGCUCCGGGAUACUUUCAAGAGUUCAUUUUACAGGGAGAUAUUCACCAGGACGGGGGAAUCCUUCUGAACAACCCAUGUGCUUUAGCGGUGCACGAGAGCCGUCUGCUGUGGCCUCACCAGCCCUUCCAGUGUGUGCUUUCUCUGGGCACUGGUCGCUAUGACAGUGUGAAGAGAAACCCAGCCACCUCCACCAGUCUGAGGGCCAAAAUCAGCAACCUCAUCUGCAGCGCCACUGACACUGAAGGAGUCCACACACUUUUGGACGACCUUCUUGCCCCUAACGUGUAUUUCCGAUUCAACCCCACGAUGAGCGCGGUGGUUUCCCUUGACGAAAGCCGACCUGGAGCCUUGGAGGUACUCAGGCAAGAUACGCAAGAGUACCUGGAGAGGAAUCAUCCUAAACUGGCCAGACUGUGCUUGGUUCUUGGAGCAGAACGUUCAGCUAUGAGCAAAACUAUGGACUGGAUGAGUGAGAGGGCUUGGGGAAUGAAGCAGCGUUGGGUGUGACUAGAUAGAUAUGCCCAUUAAAACUACUGCAGCUGUAUCUACUACAUC
Molecule: messenger RNA, 2722 nt
Organism: Periophthalmus magnuspinnatus
Lineage: Eukaryota; Metazoa; Chordata; Actinopteri; Gobiiformes; Gobiidae
Product: calcium-independent phospholipase A2-gamma-like
Exons: 9
Coding region: 134-2674 (846 amino acids)
Biological process (GO): arachidonate metabolic process
Cellular component (GO): membrane
Source: RefSeq, a predicted model, not a curated record